AUGGACAUCAAGGACGCGUUCCUCCAGGUGGAGCAGCCGGCCGACGAGUCCUACACGGCCAAGUUCGGGCGGCAACGUGACCUGGAGAGCAUGGAGGAGGUGCGCACACUGUUCAGGGCAACGGUGAAGGUCAAUGGGCCCUUCCAGCUGCCGGGGGACAUGUACGAGUUCCUUCGGCGACGCCACCAGUUCGAGCCCGACGGCUCGAUCACGAUAGGGGACAUGUUCGACCUCGACAACACCGAGGCGGCGAGCCGACCCUCUACCGGACUUUGCUCGGACUGCCAGGCAGCCAUACAGUGCCUCUCGGGGAAGGCGUCGGCACCGACCGAGAGAGCGGCCAAGCUCUUGCAGCACCUGGCGACCACCAAGGAAGCCCAGGAGGAGGAGACCACAACCAGCUUUUCGGACAGCAACUUCGCGAAUGUGGUGACGCUGAGCAGCGGGGAAGCCGAGUUGGUGGCGCUGACGCAGACCACCUCUGAAUGCAUCUUAGUCAAGAAGGCUUGGUGUCGGGAGAGUGAGGCACCUUCAGACCUCCUGCUUGUGGAUCCAACACUGGGUGGCACAGCACCUUCUCAAGGUGCUUCCGGUCCCGACGGAGUUCAACCCCGCCGACCUCGGGACGAAGUGCUUCACGGCAAAGCGGCUGCGCCUUCUAUGCUAUGCUACCUGGUGGGCCUGGUACACGACAACGGGGAGCACGUUGGCCAGAAUGAGUUCCGGGAGGCGACGGCGCGCCGAGUGGCGCAAGGAGAUCGGAACAAUGACGUGGUGGUACGGCUGGUGCAGCUGUUGGCUGCAACUACCCUUCAAGGGUGUGAGUUCGGGCCAGCUGGCCCCCACGAGCUCUUUGAGGACCUCGCUUCAUUGAUCUACCUGGUCAUUGUGGUCGUGGUGCGCUACUUUUGGUUUGUGGGGGUGCUGGCCCUGGCUUGGUGGAUGGGCCGUCGCUCUACAACCUCGUUGCCCGAUGGCGGCCAUCUGGCCGGACGAGCGGAAGCGACGGAGCACAGCGACCAGGAGGACGCCGAACACAACAGCCAGGAGGCGACGGAGCACAACAACCAGGAGGCGACGAUCAACCAGGAGGGCCCGAGCGGGAACACCAACAACAACCACAGCCAGAACGAGAAUGCCCUGCCAAUGUUGGGCAUCACGACUGGCACAGGGCUUGAGCAGGCUGCGGCGAGCCAGUCAAGAGAGGCACGGCCUACGGGAGCCACGUCCUCGGGAGGCUCCUCUGCGGCGGCAGCUGUAGCGCUGCCUGUGGCAUCGAGCUCUUCUACUAGAUCCGCUGGCAAGGUCGAGCAGGCCCGUGAGAGGGGAAAGUUUCUAAGAGAUGUGCAGCAUUUUCUCCCCGACAGAGAAUUCCACGAAAUGGUGUGGGUCUCUAGCCACGGGUACGCCUACCACAAGGAAGGCUGUGGAGAUUUGAAGUGCGCCCCCAGGACCUCCAGAAUGACAGUCCAAAGGGCUUUGCAAAGUGGCCGAGUGCCAUGCAAACAUUGCUUCCAGUACCACUGGGAGUACAGCCGUGGGGAGCGAUGA
Symbiodinium sp. CCMP2592 is the source of this 1551-nucleotide messenger RNA. Lineage: Eukaryota; Dinophyceae; Suessiales; Symbiodiniaceae. The record is from the annotation of a GenBank genome assembly.